Pyricularia oryzae 70-15 is the source of this 4394-nucleotide messenger RNA. RefSeq names its product leucine Rich Repeat domain-containing protein. The transcript has 2 exons. Gene Ontology annotation, molecular function: protein kinase binding. Bases 1343 to 3943 code for a protein of 866 amino acids. The record is from RefSeq and is a predicted model, not a curated record. Gene Ontology annotation, cellular component: cytoplasm. NCBI's taxonomy places the organism in Eukaryota, Fungi, Ascomycota, Sordariomycetes, Magnaporthales, Pyriculariaceae.
GCUCCCGGUAUUCUUUCUCAUUGACGACCGACUUGACUUGCAUCGCAACAUUCGACAGUCAUCUUCCCUCCUCCGUAUUGCUGGGAGAGCGGGAUAGCAUCAAAGUUAUUACUUCAACCGCCUCCAUCGUUGUCGCCGCAGCCGCUGCUGUGUUUUAUUUCGUGAGGCUCGAUACCACCGGGUAUCGCCGACCUCCGUUUUCCAGAGUUCUCGAGUCCACCGCGAAGUGGGAGGUAAGCCAAAAAUUUCUUUUUCUUCUGGUUUCCUUGCCUACACUUGAAUAUCUAUCGCCAAAAAAAAUCAAAAAUCAAAGAUCCAAUCACCGUGUACAUCGCCGUGCGCUCGUUCCCUUCGCAUCCAGCCAGCCUCGUUCUCCUGUCUGCCACUUCACCUUUCACGCCCGGUCCCAUCAUGUACACAUAUGCUCUUGAGAUUGCACUCCGCCAGGAGUUGAAUCAUCUGUGCACGGCCGCGUACCUUUCUGUGUGCUGUCACCCGCUGUGUCGACACUCAACGGCAGAUUCAACUCUUCGGCGUUUUGUCAGACAAAUUGUCCACCUGUUUGUCUCGCCCGUGACCCAGCUUCCUUGGCGGCUGGUUGCUUCUCGGGAAGCGCCCGGCGAACCAUAACCCCGCAUAGUCAGCUGUCUUUGAGUCUUUGACUCUAUGGCGCCAUCUGCCUUUACGCCCUGAUUUGCAUUCCUCUUAUCUCCUGGUGACUACGGCUGUUCGGCUACCUCCAACCACAAAUUCAUUCAACUGUUCAUAUGCGAAUAUCGCCUGGCUUCAGAACGUCCAUCAACUGGAUUGCAGAGAAGCACAAAAACCGAAUACAGCCGAUCGACCGACAAGGCAACCAAUCUGCACCCCCUCCAGUCUCUGAUCUUUGCAGGACUGCCGCAACGAUCACCCCUAUCGGCAUCGCAACGAAAAACCUAUCGCACCCCCAGGCCGCCACAAAACGGGUACUUGCCAACCUUUGACUAUGGCUGCAUAUGACAUACGCACACAGCCUUUGGCACCUCUACAGUGACCAAUGACGAAUCCCACCUGAUUACACUUCACAUAUCCCUGCACACUGCGUUGAAGACAUCCCUAUUUUGUUAUAAUCCACCCACGGAACAGGCACCAUUGUGCCCGUUCAUAAGCCUAGGUCUACUAUUUGACCAGAUAGCUGACUUGUGAUAUUGAAGCAGGAGUACGGUACAGGCCCUACUUACCUCCAGUCAGUGCCUCGAGAAUCGCCGUAUCUCGCCGGCUUUUUUCGGAACAUCAACGAAACCCAUAAUAUCCUACCGCGCUCGAUGGAUCCGUAAAUCAAGCGCGCUACCGGGAAACAAAAAUGGAUUCGGAAGACGGGGAGUUGUUCAUCAAGCAACUGGCUACAUUUGUGCGUACGCACGAGAAAGCGUUAGCCAACGCUCUGCAAUUCAGGCGCCAAAAUCUCCCAAGGCAUGGUUCAUCACAGAGCGUCUCGUCGAUUUCGACGAGCAACAUUGCCACGUCUCCGACAGCCAUGGAACGACCCGCCACAUCUUCCUCCGCCUCAAGUACCCUCGCCGCCGCUCUGUCGUUAGGCACCUUGAGUUUUACCUCGGCCUCUGUCAAGUCAGCAAAGCUGGCAUUGACUUCACAUCACCUUUUUUACCUCCUCUCGCGUUUUGAAGAGCUGGGCAUACCUGUUGGACCAAUGAAGGUCCGCCUUGAAAACCUUCACGACAAUUCUUCUUCGGCCAACUACGUCUCAUUCCUCAGCCAGUCUCAGCGAACUAAGAGCCGUGAGUCUGAUGUGGGAUCUAUACGCUCCGUGUCUAGCAUCCGGAGCGUCAUGUCCGGCAUGUCGGCUUUGUGGGCAAGUUUUGGAAUUGGCAGCGGCGUGUCUGCAGCCCGUACAGAAAGGCAAAAGGCUGCCAUACAGGCCGAUUUGAAAUACUUGUAUUCGGCUUUCACCAAAAUCCCUUGCCUGAAGCUCGCUCCUGACUGGAGAGCACGUUUGAUUAGGGGCUACGAGGAGUUUCCCUUUGACUCGGCCGUCCCGCUUUACGUGUUCAAGAAUGUACAGGCUCUUGAGGUGUGCGAUAUGGACUUUCGACACUUCUUUGGGUGGGACAGGAUGGCCGAUCAGCUGCGAUCGCUGACACUCAAGCGUGCAAGCAUCGAUGAUCCCGCCGAUAUUUUAAUUGAUAUUGUCCUCGAUGACAUGGAUAAACGUCGAAGGCGAUCUUCAAAGACGCAAGCCUCGCCCACAACGCCCUGGGGAGCCGGCGCUUCCAGCCCCCGACGAACCCCUGCCGCUGAACACAAUGAAUCACAUAAUUCCACUUCGGCGCCUGGCUCCCCCCAGCCAAGGUAUUCCACCGGAGACCUACAAAUCGGCUCUCUGAACAGCGAGGCAAGCAUGGGUGGCAAAGACGAUACAUCAGACGACAGCAGACGGCCUUCACUCGUCAGAGCUGACAGUGGUGAACCUUCUACAUCGCCGUCGAAAUCAUCACGGCCGAGAAGCCACUCGCCAAGAAGGCCCACGAGCUCGAGGAACUCGACCUCUCACGUCCGCACUUCCCACAAGAUCCGUCGUUCGGGCUCUGGAAGUUCCCACUCAAGUCUCUCGGACUCAUGGCACGGCCAUCACCGAGGAGGGAGCACCUCGAACCUGCUAUCUGUGGGAAUUUUGCCAGCAUCGAAAUGGCGAUUUUUGAAGCAUUUGAGCCUCGCCGACAAUUCGCUCACUUGCAUUUCUGCCACCAGCCUGGCCCCCUUGUCCAACACGCUUCAUUCACUCGACCUGUCAGCCAACCUCUUCACCCAGAUACCCGACAGUUUAGCCACUCUGACAGCAUUACGAGCUCUCAACCUCUCCCACUGCAUGAUAGACUCACUGCACUCCCUUUUGAGGAAUCCUUUGCCGGCCAUCACUGCUCUCAACCUUCGUGCCAACAGGCUUCAGUCAAUCGCCGCUAUUGAAAAGCUGUAUCCUUUGGAGCGAUUGGAUCUCAGGGACAAUAAGUUGACUGACCCCAUGGAACUCGCUCGGCUGACCAACAUCCCCGACUUGCGGGAGGUGUAUGUCGAGGGAAACCCAUUCACUCGAACCCACAAGGACUACCGUGUCACCAUCUUCAAUCUAUUCCGCCAGACCCCAGGCUACACUGAGGAUAUCACCAUCGAUUCCACAGGACCCACCUAUGCAGAAAAGAAGCAGCUGGUUGAUCGUGUUCCCCUUCCGCCUGCGGUUCCUGUUGUCAAGCCCCGCGCCUCUGAAAUACCCGCAGUCGAUGUCCUGAAGCCGGCUAUCAUCUAUGAGACGCCAAAGGAAGCAUCCGUGCUACGUAAGGAGCGGCCACGGCCCAAGGCAACGGCCAGCGAAAUCAACACGAAUUCGACCCGCCGCAGACGAGCCCCGAAGAGGCGCAUCGUAGACUUGGCCACAAAGGAAUCUUUGGCUGCGAACGGACAGCCUACCGAGUUUACAUCCCAGCUAGUGAAGAGUUCUCAGGGUCGUGUUAUCUACAAGGAGGACAACUACCGCAUUUCACAAACGGCAGAUUCACAGUCGCCACAAUUGAGUGCGCCUGUAUCAAUCACCAAGGUACCAGCCACAACCCAAGAGGUACCACGCAUUAAUACCGGCAUCCUCAAGACGGAUGCUGCGAAGCAACCCGUUGUCGUCGCCUCACACGAGCCAGAACCCUCGUGGGAGGCCUCGCCUCCUGUCGACUGGGAUGCAGGUGGCGAAGUCUAUAGGCGUAAAAUCGAAGAGCUGCGCGACAAGGUCGGCCAGGGCUACCUGAGCGUACUCAGCGAGGAGGGCUGGGAUACAUCACGGCACCUCCAAUCACACUUCCAAGAUGUGCAAUUCGGGGCACCGAGUCCUGCCAUGCGCCAGGAUCCGACAGCGCCCCGGGUUGUUCAGCCUAUACACGCCGGGCGCACACUUGGUUGAUCUAUCUCAUCAUACCAUAAUCUCAAUCACCUACAAAUCUCUCUUCUACGAUAUCCCUAUCCACAGAUUUGGAACUGAGCCUCGUCUGAUCCGCUCCUCACACUCCUCCAUAUGACUUUUUACUCUUUUUUUUCACUUUCAUUUCGGCUGUUUUACUUAUUUUUAUCAAUUUGCAUUGUUCAGCAUAGCGUAUAGGCGUUUGGUAUGGGAAGCGGUUAUUUGAUUUAAAUGAUACAAGAUUUUCGGGCUUGUCUUUGUUCGAGAUACUCCUCUCAUUGUUCGGAUUGUUACCUGGUUAUAUUUGAAAACUUGGCCCAAGUGCCUGUUGAUGACAUCGGCGGACAGUUUUUUUCAGCUAGAAAAUAUGAAGUUGCCGGCUUUUUGUUGACAAGGAUUUCAAACAUUCAAGAACCGCGUAUGAAAUGCAUCUUUUUAAUACACAACUCUUGUG